Molecule: messenger RNA, 5505 nt
Organism: Columba livia (rock pigeon)
Lineage: Eukaryota; Metazoa; Chordata; Aves; Columbiformes; Columbidae
Gene: IL1RAP
Product: interleukin 1 receptor accessory protein
Exons: 10
Coding region: 2968-4953 (661 amino acids)
Biological process (GO): signal transduction
Molecular function (GO): interleukin-1 receptor activity
Source: RefSeq, a predicted model, not a curated record
AACUGGAGAAAGAAAACUGGCUGCAGUGAUUUUAAGCAUUUACAGUAUUCCUGGAUGAAAUGAUUGUGUGUAAAAUACUUCAGCAAAAUGCAUGUAUGCUGGUAGUUCUGUGUGGGUAUUGUAUAAUGCUCAUGUGUAGAGGCUGGGAGUGUGGUGGAAACGGGGGCAUAAGUAAAUAGCAACAAGCACCGUCUCAAACUAAGUGUUUUGUAAAUUCAAGCUGCCUACUUGGUCAGUAUUGUUAAUCUCCUUCUACAAGGGGUGAAACCAGGGCUCGGUACACGGCGCUGACUUGUCACUGAGUUGCACGCAGGACCUAGGCUUGAACCUGAACUCUGCUGUUCUCGGUUAGAUCCGGAAGGGGUUGAAAUUCCGGCUCUGAGAUUCGGACUCGUGCCUCAGCAACGCAAGGGGAGAGGGGAACUUCUUGAGUGAGAGGAGCUCUCAUACCCAUCUCACUGAGUCACUUUCCUGACAGGAAAUAUGUUGUAAUGCUCGCAGCUCCUCUGGCACAUGUUCAGCCCAGCUCUUGUGAAGAGGCAGAUUGUGUGUGUCUCGGCUCUGGACUUCCUAUUUGGGGGUGGAAGGAGACAGCAUGAUUUGCAGGAGGCAAGUGGAAAGGGGGAGGGAGGAAAGAACAGGCGCUGGCUUUAUUAGGGGAAAUGUUCGGAAAUAAGGGCUGUGCAGGAGAUUGGCAAGUCCCCCCAUGAGCCCUUGGCCCUCUGCAGUGCUGGCAAACAAGCAGUUAUAAUAUUCUGAGCAGAUGAACAGCUCUUGUAUCAUUAUCUCUUGGACCAUGCUGAGUUACCGGGGCCAGAAUCACAACGUGCUUCUCAGCAAGGUUCAACUCAGUGUAGGGCUCAUUGCAGAGGCUGAAGGCUGGGAGGCUUUUUCUCCUUGGAUUGCUCUCAUAGUGGGCUGUAGUCUUCAGCAGGACACGUCCCAUCCUGGCUAACAGGGACCUAGUGGAAGUGGUGAGCAAUGGGGAAGCAGCAAAGGAGAAAGAAUAUAUGGCCCAGAUCUCCCCCGCUAAGCCCUAGGUGGUAGAGUUCUUGGGGAAGGAGGGACCCAGAGACGCAGAUUGCUGCUGCUCGCUGGGAAAAUCCCCGCUUUGCGUGUGCUUCUGAAUGUGCUGUUCUGCUCUCCACCAACGCAAUAUCCUCCUCCUGCUGAGGCAGUGUUACGACACCCCACGUGCAGUAAUCUUGGGCUUUUUCAGAAAUGGGAGGUAGGUGCAAUUGAAUCAGGGCUGCCCAGGAAAUGUUAGAGCAAUUCUAAAAGCUGAGACUGUCAGCUGGGAGCUGUGAAAUGAGCACCCUGGUGUUUGGGUCAUGCAGGCUUGUGCCAAUUGAACUGGCAGAACCCCCCAUGUAUUUCUGUGAGGUAUUUAGUGAUUUAAAAAUAUUCCUCCUUUAGCAGGGGUUUUCUGUACAGGAUGGGUAGAGCCCUUGUGGAGUGCUGCAAGAACAUUUGCCGAAGGGUGAUGCAUGGGAUACAUGAUCAGUUAAAAUACACUUCUUCUGCAAAUCCACUGUAGUGUGUGCAUUUGAUUUUCUGCAGGUCUGUGGGCGACAGACCCACUCUUUGGUUCAGAGCUCCCUUUUUGUUCCAUGGACAUCAUAAACUACUUUGGGCUGUCAAAGCAUCUUUUGUUAUUCAUAACAGGCUUGCAUGACUGCUUGUACUUGGGUGGAGGGGCAGCCGUCUGUGCAGCCCUCUGUUACACUGUGGGGUUUCCUGGAACUGGCACCAAAAGGCAACUGGAGCUCAUUUCACCCUUGCAAAGUCAUAAAUACAGAGCAGCGUGGGAGACUGGACAUGCUCUGAUAAUGUUACAGCAUUUGGGCUUGCUUUUUCUUCUCAGAGAGGGGAGUGUAGAUGGAGGGAGCAGAGCAGAGGUUAUCUGGAGUGAAUGCAGAUGGGCUGUGCACAGUUUGCAUCUGCCCAGUGGUCUCUUAACACCAAGUGAGGCCAUGGAGAUGGGUCGCUGUCACCAGGGAACCUGGCUCCUGGGAUAUUUAAGAUGUAUAACUUGGCAAGGGAUCUUUUUCUGUGCUUUGCUAUAACAGUCAUGUAAUGCUGUAUUGUUGGGACCAGCUCUCUCUCCAGUCCAGGCUGGCAGGGGGCUGGAGGCAGGGGCAGGAGCCCAGGACUGCCCAGGCCAAGGGUACUAGCUCUGCUGAGUCCCGAGCUAUUUGGGUUUACAGAGUGGAUGAGGAGCUACCGGUUACUAAUUUCAGCUGUAAAACACCAGCACUGCCCUGGCUAUAAUGCAGACAGCCUUUCUAUCCAGUUCAGCCAAUAUGGAUGGUAGUGUGUCAGAAAUCUUCAGUGUUGUACUUUACCCUACUUCUUACUGGAGAGACAAAUCCGUACGUUUUAUUUCCCCUCCCAAUUUUGUCAACAGCACUUUGGCUUUAAACAUCUGUUCUUUGGGCUUGGCUGUUUCUACUGUGUAUGGAGGCUGGUGCCGAAACAAAAUCGGUUGCUGAAAGAGAGCUGCAAGCUGGAAGAGGAAAGAAAUGUGAUCUGAGUAGUGUAGAGUAAAAUACUUGGAGUCUGAGACUGAAUUUGUGCCUGAGUCUGCUACUCACUCAUGUCGUAUGUGUGGACAAAUCUCUUCUGGUCUUGAGAACAUAUAUGAUCUGCAGUGCCUGGGUUUGAAUUCUUUACAUGUGACCUUUGGGACAUUGUUUGCAAUGGUACUCAGGGCCUUCUGCUUUCCUCAGUUAAGACAUCCUUAAGAUGGAAAUAAGGCUUAGAACUCUGUGCUUGCAUUGUAGGAUGCUUAAUGAACCUAGAUGUUCUGAUAUCCAGAGAAGCAUAGCAAAAACCAGUGAACCCGGUUUUGGUCCUACAGUGAUUUCUUUGGCACUCCUGAAGUCAUAUAAAUAUACACUGGCUUAAAAGCAACAAAAAACCCAGUCAUAUAAAGAACAACGAUGUGAUGACUGGGGUGUGGACACCAUGAAGCAGAUCCAGAUUUAUGAUGGGGAACCUGCCAAGAUCAAAUGCCCACUUUUUGAGACCUUCUUGAAAUACAACUACAGCACAGCCCAUUCUGCUGGCUUAACCCUGAUCUGGUACAGGAUCGGGCAGGACCGGGAUCUGGAGGAGCCCAUUAAUUUUCGUCUCCCAGACAAUCACAUCAGUAAGGAGAAAGACACCCUUUGGUUCUGGCCUGCUCUUCUCAAUGACACAGGGAAUUAUACUUGCAUGCUCAGAAAUACCACUUACUGCAGCAAAGUUGCAUUUCCCUUGGAGGUUGUUGCAAAAGACCCGCACUCUUGUGUGAGCCAUUCAAUAAAACCUGCUGAGCAGAUGCUCUACUUGGAGGAUGCCGAUGAGAAGAUCAUCUGUCCAGAUAUUGAUGGGUUUUACCCUGCCGGUGUAACACCAACUGUCAAGUGGUACUUCAACUGCAACUUUGUGCAUAACUUCAAUGAACGAUACCCCCGAGGGCCCAGGUUUGUCAUCGGCAUUGUCCGCAGCAUGUAUGAAGGGAAUUACACUUGUAUUGUGACAUUCAAGGACCAUGGAAGAGCCUAUAAUCUCACCAGAACCAUAAAGAUGAAGGUCGUGGGAUCUCCAAAAAAGGCCUUGCCACCACAGUUCUCUUCUCCAAAUGAGAAAGUUGUCUACGAACUCGAAGCAGGAGAGGACCUUGUUCUGCCCUGUGAGGUCUUCUUCACUUUCCUGAAGGAUUCCCGGACUGAGGUGUGGUGGACCAUAGAUGGGAAAAGCACAGAUGACAUCGUGGACCCCAAGAUAAAAGUCACACAAAGUGAAAUUACUAGAGCUUUUGAAGACAAAACUGUCAUAAGGACUCUAACGGUUGCAAAAGCCACACCAGAGGACUUGAAACGGAAUUAUACUUGCUAUGCCAGAAAUGCCAGAGGCGAGGACCAUAGCCAGGCCGUAGUGCACAUGAGAGUUGUAGCACCGAAGUACACUGUGGAACUGGCCUGUGGACUGGGGGCAACCGUCCUGCUCGUUGUGGUGCUGAUAGUCAUCUAUCAUGCUUAUUGGCUUGAAAUGGUCCUCUUCUAUCGGGCUCAUUUUGGAACAGAUGAAACCAUCCUAGACGGGAAGGAGUACGAUGUGUACGUGUCCUACGCACGCAACGCGGAGGAGGAGGAAUUUGUGCUGCUGACGCUGCGGGGAGUCUUGGAGAAUGAGUUUGGGUACAAGCUGUGUAUCUUUGACAGAGACAGCCUCCCUGGGGGAAAUACCACUGAAGCCGUGUUUGACUUCAUCCAGAGGAGCCGCAGGAUGAUCGUGGUCCUGAGUCCUGAUUACUUGACAGAGAAGAGCAUCAGCCUCCUGGAGUUCAAGCUGGGCAUCAUGUGCCAGAACGCCAUCGCCACCAAGCUCAUCGUGGUGGAGUACAGGCCACUGCAGUGCACCCACCCCAGCAUCCUCCAGCUGAAGGAGUCCGUCUCCUUCGUCACCUGGAAGGGGGAGAAGUCCAAGCGCUCCGGCUCCCAGUUCUGGAAGGCGCUGCGGCUCGCCCUGCCGUUGCGCAGCCUGAGUGCUGGCGCCGGCUGGAACGAGAGCUGCUCCUCCCAGUCGGACAUCAGCUUGGACACUGUCCAGAGGAGAAGGAGCCGGUUGAAAGGGCAGCCUGACCCACGGGGCACCAUGGCGGGGACUCUCGUUCCUGGAGGAACAGCCCCAGCCCCCGUGUCAAUGGCCAAACAUCGAGCCAAGCACUUCUUGACGUGCCGAUGUUGUGGGACCUAUUGCAAUGGUGGCAGCAGACUCAAGCGCAAACACCGGGCUGUGGCUGAGCCCAAGUGGGACACUCAUCUCUGCAAGCCAGGCUCAGCCAGGCCCACGGCACAGGGGGUUCAGGGCAGAAGUCGACCUGAUCCCCCGCCGGUACAGGGUCCCGCUCUCGCCCUCUGCCAUUACAGUGACCUGUCGAACAACAAUGACUUCUAUGUACUCUAGCCAAGAAGCUGAGGGCAUCGCAGGUGCUGGGCCAGCAAAAGAAACUCACUGCAGCCUCAGCUAGGAUAUUUUAAUGAUACUGCAGGCUGACGUGGUGUCGUUACCGUCAGUCCCAUGCCAGCACAGAGGACUGCAGCAAUAUCACCGGUGCUGGUGAUGUGAGCCACUGACCUGCAGCUGCACACAGAGCAGCGGCUGGGGGCUGCACACACAGCUCCUUCUACUUAAUUUAAAUUGCAAAGUGGAGCUGAAAAUGUGUUUCUCUGGCGUUGCUUUUCCCCAGCUGUGGUCAUGUUUGCCGCAGGGCUGCUGCUGGGAUUGGAUGCAGGAGGACAGCUGGGGGUCAGGAUGGAGGGAUGGGGAAGAAGCCGUGCUCCUGGUGGUAACUUCUGGAGAAGGCUGCAUUUUGCAAAUGAGGGCAAUGGGAGCCCCAGCCAGUGCAGGAAUACACCAUGCAGUAUUGUGCAUUAUUCACUGUGGUUUAAAAGAACUUGGUCAAAAAUUUUAAGACAAGUCCCGUCUCUCUAAAUAAAACUGAUUUCUUUAACCUGC